AUGUCUGUUAGAACCUCACUUCCUCUCCGUCGACUUACGACGAGACGAUCAUGUAUCGCCCAGGCGCGAAGGGGUAUGGCUGCUGUACGAUCAUCCUCAGGACCUGUCAACUUCGGCUUGGACGAUGAUCAACGUGGAAUACAAGAACUAGCUCAGUCAUUCACCAGAGAUAAGAUCAUACCUGUUGCUGCAGAGUAUGAUCGAUCGAUGGCAUAUCCUUGGCCGAUCCUGAAAGAAGCUCAUUCAUUAGGAUUACUGAAUACUCAUAUUCCAGAAGCAUAUGGUGGACCAGAACUUGGUUUACUUGAAUGUGCAUUAGUUUCCGAAUCGUUGUCGUAUGGAUGUUCAGGGAUUCAGACUGCCAUGGAAGCGAAUGGACUAGCGGAAGCACCGUUGAUUGUCGCUGCUUCCCAUGAGACCAAAAUGAAAUAUCUAGGAAGGAUGACCGAAGAACCUUUAAUGGCAGCAUAUUGCGUUACUGAACCUGGAGCAGGAAGUGAUGUCGCUGGAAUCAAGACUAAAGCAGAGAAGAAGGGUGAUAAGUGGGUUUUGAAUGGAAGUAAGAUGUGUACGAAUGCAGGUCAUGCCAACUGGUUUUUCGUUCUUGCUGUGACAGAUCCUUCCGCCCCACCGAGUAAAGGUAUGACAGGUUUUGUAGUCGAUGCCGAUUCCGAAGGCAUAAUCAUAGGUAAAAAGGAAAUCAACAUGGGCCAACGGUGUUCAGACACGCGGAUGGUAACAUUUCAAGAUGUUGUUAUACCUGAAGAGAACGUGCUGGGUAAAGCAGGAGAAGGAUUCAAGAUUGCGAUGAAAGCAUUCGAUAUUACUCGUCCUCUCGUUGCAGCUGCCGCUGUAGGUCUAGCCCAGAGAGCUUUGGAGGAAGCUACCAGAUACGCUCAAGAACGAAAGACAAUGGGACAACCUAUCAUCAACCAUCAAGGCGUAGCUUUCAUGUUGGCUGAUAUGGCUAUUGGAGCAGAAGCUGCCAGAGGUUUGGUUUGGAGAUCGGCUUGGGCGAAAGAUUGCGGUGAAAGGAAUACUUUCUACGCUUCGAUGGCUAAAGCUUUCGCAAGUAAGACAGCUGUCGAGAAUGCAAACUUAGGUGUACAAGUUUACGGUGGAGCGGGAUUCAAUACUGAGAUGCCAAUGGAAAAGCUAUACAGAGAUGCCAAGAUCUAUGAACUUUACGAGGGUACUUCUCAAAUUCAACGGUUGAUAGUCUCCAGAAAUCUCAGUGCACUCUAUCCUGCAUGA
Messenger RNA from Kwoniella shivajii, 1254 nucleotides. RefSeq lists its product as uncharacterized. NCBI's taxonomy places the organism in Eukaryota, Fungi, Basidiomycota, Tremellomycetes, Tremellales, Cryptococcaceae. Gene Ontology annotation, cellular component: mitochondrion; cytoplasm. Gene Ontology annotation, molecular function: flavin adenine dinucleotide binding; medium-chain fatty acyl-CoA dehydrogenase activity. Bases 1 to 1254 code for a protein of 417 amino acids. The transcript has 16 exons. Gene Ontology annotation, biological process: medium-chain fatty acid catabolic process. The record is from RefSeq and is a predicted model, not a curated record.